Botrytis porri is the source of this 228-nucleotide messenger RNA. RefSeq lists its product as uncharacterized. The transcript has 2 exons. The record is from RefSeq and is a predicted model, not a curated record. Lineage: Eukaryota; Fungi; Ascomycota; Leotiomycetes; Helotiales; Sclerotiniaceae. The coding region runs from base 1 to 228 and encodes 75 amino acids.
AUGUCUGAUUUUCUUGGCGGAUGUCGUAUGGAGGGAGAUGACGAAAGCGGUAUCCCCCCCUCUUCUUCGCAAGAGGCAAGAUUGGAAGCUUUCGCGAAUAUGAGCAUGAUGUCGACCUUAUUUCUUAAUAUGUCUACACAAGCUCAAGCGCAACAUUGCAAGGAGUACAUGCGGCUUGUUUGCAUCAAUACCCAAACUACAUCAGUCUUUCCGAAACGUAUAGUCUAA